Molecule: messenger RNA, 1047 nt
Organism: Ochotona curzoniae (black-lipped pika)
Lineage: Eukaryota; Metazoa; Chordata; Mammalia; Lagomorpha; Ochotonidae
Gene: CUNH8orf34
Product: chromosome unknown C8orf34 homolog
Exons: 8
Coding region: 54-1040 (328 amino acids)
Source: RefSeq, a predicted model, not a curated record
GCACGGCGGCGCGAGCUUCCCGCACUCUCUAGGCGGCCCCAUCUAUCUCCUCCAUGGCGUCUCACCAGCAAACGCGGAUCCAGGCUUACCUGGAGAAGAACAAGAUCGGUCCCCUGUUUGAGGAAUUAAUGACCAAGUUAAUCACUGAGACACCUGACCAGCCCAUCCCAUUUCUCAUUGAUCAUCUUCAGUCCAAACAAGGAAAAAGGGGACAACUGCAAAGAACUCUGUCUGGAUCUGCAGCUCUCUGGGCAGAAAGCGAGCCAUCAGAACCUAAAGGAACAAGAAGGGAUUUCAGAUGCUAUGAUAAGCCUUGGCAGCUAAACGCAAAGAAGCCUAAAAAAUCAAAAAGUGACCUUGCUGUGUCGAAUAUUUCACCACCAUCACCAGACUCCAAAUCAUUGCCAAGGUCAGUAGAGCAUCCUAAGUGGAACUGGCGGACUAAACCAGUAAGCCGUGAUUUUGAUGAAUUGAACCACAUCCUUCAAGAGAGCAAGAAGCUGGGGAAAGCCCUUGAGAAUCUCUCUAGAAGUAUUGCAAUUUCAGAUGAACUUGAUAAGGAAGCAAUUGCUUUCAAUUCUUCUCUGCUGAGGCCCCGUGUGAUUGGUGAGUGGAUUGGCAGAGAAGACAAUGAUGCUGAUCCACUUGCUGCUGAAAUGCUACAGCCCCCAAUUCCAAGAAACAAAAAUGACCAAUGGGAGAGCGAAGACAGCGGCUCUAGCCCUGCAGGAAGCUUAAAGAUGGAGCCUAAGACUAAAGGGUUAAAGCAGCAGCAACAGCAGCAUAAGAAACUUCUAGCAGCAAUGCUCUCUCAAGAUUCUUUUGAGUCCCUCCACAGCCCCACUCCAUCUGUAACAGAGGAAGAUAUUGAUAAUGAAGAUGAUGCAAUGGAAUUGCUGGAGGAUCUUGAUGAUUUAAGAAUGGAGGGAGUAACAACCCUGGUGCCUUCUGGAAGCAAAUUUAAUCCCGGUCGUCCUCUUCAUCCUGCUGAACCUCAGGCCAAGGUCACACUGAACAUCUGUUCAAGGUGUGCCAGGUAAAAAGAAC